AUGCGUACGCGCCAACGCGGAAGGCGGAAGAGGUUUAUAGCGCCGUGGAGGCCAAUUAUUCACGCUACCCGUAAUGAGGUCGGGGGGCCGGGGCGUGCGACCUUCCGGCUAUUCGCUUGUUCAGGUUGGCGGACGGCGCGCAGCGCACCUUCGCGUGCAAUGGUAGCCGGAUCGGCGUACAGUUGCCAGGGCCUCAUCAAGCCCGACAAGCAGCGUGUCACUUAG
Messenger RNA from Schizophyllum commune H4-8, 225 nucleotides. RefSeq lists its product as uncharacterized. The transcript has a single exon. The record is from RefSeq and is a predicted model, not a curated record. The coding region runs from base 1 to 225 and encodes 74 amino acids. NCBI's taxonomy places the organism in Eukaryota, Fungi, Basidiomycota, Agaricomycetes, Agaricales, Schizophyllaceae.